CCGCCUCCGUUGCCCCUAGCGGCUGUUUGUUGACUUCCGGGAACGCGGUAGUCGCCGAUACUCGGAGUGUAGCUAUGGGGGCCGAGGGGGCUUCGGCGGCCCGCGUCGGGGCUGAGGCGCUGCCUUAGGCCCCACCGGUUCGUCCCCGCCGCCUUCCCGGCCCAGGCGCAGGCUCCUUGUACCGUCCUCGGCAUGGAGGAACCCGAGGAGGUGGUGCCCGAUUCGGGUGCUGUGUUUACGUUUGGAAAAACUAAAUUUGCUGAAAAUACUCCCAGCAAAUUCUGGUUUAAAAAUGAUAUACCUAUAUAUCUUGCGUGUGGAGAUGAACAUACUGCUAUUGUUACAGGAAAUGGUAAACUUUACAUGUUUGGCAGUAACAACUGGGGCCAGUUAGGAUUAGGAUCAAAGUCAACUGUUAGCAAGCCAACGUGUGUCAAAGCUUUAAAACCUGAAAAAGUGAAAUUUGCUGCCUGUGGAAGGAACCACACCAUAGUUGCAACAGAAGGAGACAAAGUAUAUGCAGCUGGAGGAAAUAAUGAAGGACAGCUGGGACUUCGUGACACUGAAGAUAGAAAUACUUUUCAUCUAAUUAGUUUUUUUACAUCCCAGCAUAAGAUUAAACAGCUCUCUGCUGGAUCUAAUACUUCAGCUGCACUAACUGAGGAUGGAGAGCUUUUUAUGUGGGGUGACAAUUCUGAAGGGCAAAUUGGUUUAAAAAAUAUAACUAAUGUGUGUGUCCCUCGUCAAGUGACCAUUGGGAAACCUAUCUCCUGGGUCUCUUGUGGAUAUUACCAUUCAGCUUUUAUAACAACUGAGGGAGAACUGUACACAUUUGGAGAACCUGAAUCUGGCAAGUUAGGUCUUCCCAGUGAGCUGCUGGUGAAUCACAGAAUGCCCCAGCUGGUGCCUGGAAUUCCCGAGAAAGUGAUCCAAGUAGCUUGUGGUGGAGGGCACACAGUGGUUCUCACAGAGAACGCUGUAUACACUUUUGGGCUGGGACAGUUUGGUCAACUGGGUCUUGGCACUUUUCUUUUUGAGACUUCAGAACCCAAAGUCAUUGAGCAUGUUAAGGAUCAGAAAAUAAGUUAUAUUUCCUGUGGAGAAAAUCACACAGCUUUGAUAACAGAUGUAGGUCUUAUGUAUACUUUUGGAGAUGGUCGACAUGGAAAAUUAGGACUUGGACUGGAGAAUUUUACCAAUCAGUUCAUUCCCACUUUGUGCUGUAAUUUUAUGAGGUUCAUAGUUCAAUUGGUUGCUUGUGGCGGAUGUCACAUGCUGGUUUUUGCCACUCCGCGGCUUGAUGUGGCAGAAGAAGUUGAGUUAGAUGAAAUAAACGACUCUUCCUUACCUGCAGCGACUUCUCUACCCAUCAGCGAUCUGACCUCAGAGAACGUAUUGCAUAGAACUUUAUCGGCACGUGUGCGGCGAAGGGAGAGGGAGAAAUCCCCAGAUUCUAUUCAGAUGACACAAACACUAUCUACGAUGGAAGAGACUCCCGAACUACCUGUUUGUUUUUCCCCGCAUUCAGUUCCUUUCCCUGUGUCUGCAAGAAAUCUGCCAGAGAAAAUGAUACCUGAAAAGGAGAGCCCCAUGCAGCCAAUGGAACCAGAUUAUUUUCAAGAUAAAAUGACCAAAGGGAAGGAAACAGACACUUCUUCAGCAGCAGAUUUAGAAAGCCUUGGAGAAACUACUGAUGUCUUAAACAUGACACAUAUGAUGAGCCUGAAUUCCAAUGACAAGUCAUUAAAAUUAUUGCCAAUUCAGAAACAAAAGAAACAAGAAACAAUUGAGGAACUGAAGCAGCAUACAGCACAUACUGAAAAUGAUGAUAGUAAUGAACAUGAAAGUGAAGAGAUGUCCAAAAAAAUGAAAGAAGGGAAAGCAUAUAAACAGCUUUUGGCAAAAGGAAUAUACAUGGUUCAAGCAGCUAUGACUAUGGAAGCAUUUCCAGAUGAGGACAUAGAGAUCCCAGAGGAACGGGAAGGAGCAGAGGAUUCAGAAGGAAGUGGAAUAGAGGAGGAAGAAAUAGAGGCAAAUGAGGCAAAUGUGGAGGUCCCUGGAGGAAAAGAGGAGGAGGAAGCAGAGAUCCUGUCAGAUGACCUUACAGACAGUGCAGAGGUGAGUGAAGGAAAGGGAAAGUCAGGGGAAGGGGCAGAGGAUGCACCUGAAGGUGGAGGAGGUUAUUCAGGAGCGGAACAGAGGCGAAGUGAGGAGGGGAAGGAGGAGAAAGACAAGGGAGAAGGAGAAAUAGAGAGCCCGGGUAAGGGAGAGAAAGACCUAGAAGAGGAGGAGGAACAGGAACAAAAGGAGAGGGAACAAGGCCAUGAGGUGAAAAGAAACAAAGGGAUGGAGGAAGAGGAAGGGGAGGGGCAAGGAGAGGGGGAAGGAGAGGAGGAGGAAGAAGGAGGAAAAGAGGGAGAAGAGGAGGAAGGGGAGGAGGAGAAGGGAAAAGGGAAAGAGGAAGAAGGAGAAGUGGAAGGAGAGGCAGAGGAGGAGCAGGAAGGAGAGGGGGAGGAGGAAGGAGAAGGGGAGGAGGAAGGAGAGGGGGAGGAGGAGCAAGAAGGAGAGGGUGAGGGAGAGGAAGAAGGAGAGGGGGAGAAGGAAGGAGAGGGGGUGUGGGAGGAAGAAGAGGGUGAAGAGGAAGAAGGAGAGGAAGAAGAAGGAGAGGGGGAAGGAGAAGGAGAGGAAGAGGAAGAAAAGGAGAAAAGAGAGGGAAAUGGUGAGGAGGAAGGAGAAGGGGAGCGGGAAGAAGGAGAGGGGGAGGAGGAAGGAGAAGGGGAGGGGGAGAAAGGAGAGGGGGAGGGGGAGGAAGGAGAAGGGGAGGGGGAGGAAGGAGAGGGGGAGGAGGAAGGAGAGGAGGAAGAUGAGGAAAGGGAAAAGAAGGAAGGAGAAAUGAGGGAGAGGGAAGAGGAAGAAAACAGGAGGAGGGGCGAGGAGGAAGGAGAAGGGGAGGGGGAGGAAGGAGAAGGGGAGGGGGAGGAAGGAGAAGCGGAGGGGGAGGAAGGAGAAGGGGAGGGGGAGGAAGGAGAGGGGGAGGAGGAAGGAGAGGGGGAAGAUGAGGAAAGGGAAAAGAAGGAAGGAGAAAUGAGGGAGAGGGAAGAGGAAGAAAACAGGAGGAGGGGCGAACAGGAGGACAAGGAGGAAGAGGAGGGAAAAUACCAGGAGACAGGUGCUGAAGAGAGUGAAAGGCAGGGAAGACAGGGUGAAGGAAAAGAGUUCAACAAAGUGAGCACAAUGAAAGGAUCUGUGAAAUACGACAAAGAUAAAGCAUAUCCAAAAAAGUUUAUUACUAACACAGAGGGAAAGAGAAAAGAGCAUGAAGUACAGAGGUUCAAAAUGCCAGUGCAGUCAAAACAACUUUUAGAAAAUGGGCCACCAGCUUCAAAAAAAUUCUGGAAUAAUGUAUUACCACAUUAUCUGGAAUUGAAGUAACAAACUUUAAAUUUGACCUGAUUAUGUCCAGCCAAACAAUUUGAAUGCCUUACACAUAAUAGGCACUCAAUACAUGUUAUUAAAUUGAUUUUAUGUCAUGGUUACUUUACAUGUGGUACAAUACUGACCGAUAAAUACAACACAAGGCACUGGCAAAUUUUGGCUCCUCUUAAACUAACGUUUUGGUGUAUUUUUCCUCCAAAUUAUAAAUCUAUAAGUAGAAAAUAUCAAAAGGUCAUAGCAGAUAAUUAACAUUAUAUGUUCCUCAUUAAGGACAGAUUUAGGAAACAGGAGUGUAUUGUAGGAGUAUUUUAUUUGUGUAUACAAAUCAGUCCCUUUAAAAAUGGCACAGAUCCUUAAGGGCUAUAAAAACGUAAUUUCUUAUCAAUAUGUUAGUGCAAUUUUUUUCAGUCUAUGAUUACUAUUUUCCUAC
This is a messenger RNA of Ceratotherium simum simum (southern white rhinoceros), 3865 nucleotides long. NCBI's taxonomy places the organism in Eukaryota, Metazoa, Chordata, Mammalia, Perissodactyla, Rhinocerotidae. The record is from RefSeq and is a predicted model, not a curated record.